GCCUCCAACCCUCUAAAGCCAGAGGAACACAAAAACUUCCUUCUCUUCCUCUCUUCUCUUCUAAAAAGGUUCUUCUCAGUUUUCUGUUUCUAGAAUCUUCUAAGCUUCUUCUGUUUCCCAACUAACUGAGUAGCAAGCCAUGGAAACGAGUCCCGGCCGUACGAUUAAGCUCCUCUGCAGCUACGGCGGCAAGAUCCUCCCACGCGCUACCGACGGCGAGCUCCGUUACAUCGGUGGCCACACCAGAGUCCUCACCGUGGACCGUUCCAUUUGCUUCUCAGACUUGUUGGUAAAGCUAGGAGAGUUGUGCGGUUCGUCUGUGACGUUACGGUGUCAAUUGCCGAACGGAGACUUAGAAACCUUGAUCUCCGUCACCAACGACGAAGAUCUGACGCACAUAAUUGAAGAAUAUGACCGCGCUUCGUCGAAACUACCUCAUCCGUUGAAGAUCAGAGCCGUGCUGUUUCCGCCAAAAUCGUCGAGGAAGGUUUCUCCGGCGACGUCGUCUCCGUCGUUGUCUUCCUCUGCUUCAUCCAGCGCCAGCCACUCGCCAGCAAGAUCUCCGUACACAUCCGCGGAAUCGCUGCCGCAUGCGGCGGCGUAUCGCGUCGUCCGCCAAAGCCGUCCUGUCCCGAUCCGUAACGGAUCGGCGAAAGCGUGUUGCUACAACGGCCAGCUAGAAGGAAGCCCUAGGUUUCUUUAUUACGGACCUCGCUUCAGUAAUUAUUGCCAUUGAAGCGGAAUCUUUAGAGUUAUGCACAGUAAAUACAAGGAUUAAGGAACAAAAUCCAAAUACGAACCUGAUUCUUCCAUAUAUACGAUGAUGAUGAAAAAUACCAAAGGACUCGAGAAAAAUUAGGGGAAAAAUGAAUGAAAAGAGGAAAAUAUAGAGAGAUGAGUUAAGAAGAAUUUUAUUUAGUUUGAAGUUUGAUAAAAUUUUGGAUCUGGUUGAGGUUCUAAUUUUUAAAACGAGCUUCAGUUCUUUUCUUCCUUGGGCUUCAUUGGCUUUGGAACUAUUCUUUGUCCCUGAACCAGUCAGGGGUCCGUUACCGUUACCGUUAACAGCCGUAUAAUUCGGAGACAAUUUUUUGUGACGUGUCCUAUGCGUUCCGCUUUUGGUGGUUUUCCUUCCGUUUAACGACACUCGUUGAUGUGAAUUCAUUAUUUGAUUAUUUACCGGUCAAUAAUCUUGUUUGGUGUGCUUGAGGGGGCGGAUAUAGAUGCUUGUGGCGUGUGGGAAGAGGACAAAAGAGGAUUGAACCUUCAAGAAAUUUGUUAGGGCAACUUGUCCCACAGCUGCAAGCUUAGUAUAUUAUGGAACUUUAAAAAAAUGCAUAAAAAGACACCCAGGGCACGAAUGUGGACACCACACCAGCCAUCAAGAUACCAUAAGCUUAUAAUUUUGGAUUAGAAUAAGAUAUAAAUUUUGUGAGAUAAUAAAUUAAAAAAAUUGGUAUUAGUUAAUGAUGAAAUUGAUGAACGAAAUGAAUAGUGGAGGUGGUGCCCGGUGGAGUAAGUCAGCAAGGGUGGGUUACUUGACAACUUGACCUCAACUGCAUUAUCAUUGCUGGGGCAUAUUCCUUUGGUGGGUUCACACUUAAAUAGUUAAAUCUACCCCUACUCUUGUAUAAAGAUUGGACUAUAAAUAAAUCAAAUCAUGGAGAGAGCAUUGAAGAAGGAACAUGAACAUAACCCCUCAAUGUUUUCCGGAUAAAGAAAGAUUACGGAAUUGACGAAAGUAACCAAGCUAUUGGGAUGCAGAGGCUCCAAAAUAAGCUUUUGUUAAAAAUUACACAUUGAUUUUUGCUAAGGCCCAACAAGCCAACAAUUCAAGGGAGAGCGGUGAAAGAAAAUAUACUAUUUCUUUCCACAAGGGAUCUCAAGGACCGAGUACCUAAAGUAAAUAAAUAAAUAAAUAAACACAAGGGCACAAAUGGGAGUACAUUAUUUUUACUUUCCAGGAAGAGAGGAGGAUUUUUUUCGGA
Molecule: messenger RNA, 1985 nt
Organism: Arachis stenosperma
Lineage: Eukaryota; Viridiplantae; Streptophyta; Magnoliopsida; Fabales; Fabaceae
Product: protein PAL OF QUIRKY-like
Exons: 3
Coding region: 140-736 (198 amino acids)
Molecular function (GO): protein binding
Source: RefSeq, a predicted model, not a curated record